Molecule: messenger RNA, 3342 nt
Organism: Candida albicans SC5314
Lineage: Eukaryota; Fungi; Ascomycota; Pichiomycetes; Serinales; Debaryomycetaceae
Product: deoxycytidyl transferase
Exons: 1
Coding region: 1-3342 (1113 amino acids)
Biological process (GO): error-free translesion synthesis; error-prone translesion synthesis
Cellular component (GO): nucleus
Molecular function (GO): DNA-directed DNA polymerase activity; deoxycytidyl transferase activity; damaged DNA binding
Source: RefSeq, a predicted model, not a curated record
AUGGAUAAUGAUCAGGAAAACGCUAACUCUGAAGAGUAUCCUAGUUUCUUGAGAUCUUUAGAUGAUGAGAGUUUUAUCACACAUAUCCAAGAUUUAAACAAGCAGCAUCUGCAAAAGAAUCGGCAAGACUAUCCCUUUGAACAUGUCUCUACACCCAAAAAGAUGGCGUCUUUCAACAGUGCCAUCAGUUCAGACCCUUUUGACGAUGGAUUAGAUGAAGAAAUAAUCAAUCAUGUUAACAAAAUUGACGACAAGAAAGCUUUAUCCGGUGACGAAGAUGACAACAACAAAGAAACAGUGGGUAAAUUGCAUGAAUUUGGUGAUUAUGCCACUUAUUUCCAUUCUAAAAGAUUGAAACAACAAAAACAAGAUGAAGAGUAUGUGAAAUGGGAUAAGAAGAGACGCAAAUUGCAAAAUGUCGAAUACGAGCCGAAGCAGAUUUUUAAAGGGUGUUCUAUUUUUGUAAAUGGGCAUACGAAUCCCUCUAUAACAGAGAUUCAUAGAUUAGUGAUUCUACACGGUGGACAAUUUGUGAGCUACAUGGUUAAUAAGUCAAGUGUGACACAUAUAGUUUGUGAUCGAUUGACACCCCGAAAAAGUAUACAGUUCAAAAAUUGUCGCGUUGUGAAAGCUCAGUGGAUUGUGGACUCUGUUGCACAACAGACAUUACUAGAUUGGACACUUUACAGACUGAUACUGGAAGUAGCUUAUGACCAAAGAAGAUUGGAUUUUGCCAAACAACUGACUAUUGAAGAAAGCAAGGAGAUAAACGGCGAAUGUGAGAAUAAUAAAGAGGAGGACUUAGAUGGUGAGAUAAAUUCGUCCUUAUUUGGUGAGGAUAACGCAGACUUCUUAGAUAAACUGCAAGAGUUGGAAACUUUUUUUGAGAAACGUGAAGGUCUUGUACAAGAGCCAGAAGAGGACUUGCCAGUUGUAACUGAUGAGCCUCCACAAUCGGGUAAAGGUAUUCAUAAAGUGAAUAACAAGUACGUCCUAGAUGCACGGCAUCCAGACUUUCUUCCAAACUUCUUUGCAAACUCCAGAUUACACCAUCUCAGUGUAUGGAAGGCUGAUCUAAGGCUUAAGUUUCUUCGUAGAAUAGUGAAGGAAAGGUUGCACCAGCCAGCUAGUCACUUUCAAAAUCCAUUCAUAGACCCAGGUGAGAAAAAAGUAAUUAUGCACAUUGACUUUGACUGUUUUUUUGCUACUGCAUCUUGUUUGAAGCGACCAGAUCUAGACCUGAGUAAGCAUCCUAUAGCGGUUUCACAUGGUGGUAAAACUUCUGAUAUAGCUAGUUGCAAUUAUGUUGCUCGAAAAUAUGGGGUUAAAAAUGGCAUGUGGCUCAUGCAAGCGACAAAAUUGUGUCCUGACUUAAUUUUGUUACCCUAUGAGUUUGAAAGUUAUGAAAAAUUUUCUUCUGAAUUUUACAAUUACCUAUUGACAAGCAAAUUUUUUGAUUCUAUUUUCCCUGUCCUGAUUGAUGAAGUGUUAGUUGAUGCCACAUCUUAUUGUCAUAGUGGAGUCAGUGAUAGUGUGAGUUUAGUAAAUGAAUUGGCUACUCGCAUUCGCAAAGAUGUGUUUAAGUUAACAAAUUGUCCCGUGAGUGUUGGUGCUUCAACAAAUGUCCUCUUGGCCAAAUUGGCUCUUAGAAAGGCAAAACCUAAUGGCCAGUUUUACUUGUUUGAUGACAUUGAAAAGUUUUUGGAAUCUAUAUAUAUCAAAGAUUUGCCGGGUUUUGGAAGAGGGAUAUUAGAGAAAUUAAAUUCAGAAAUACAGUCUAGUAACCCUCAAAUCAAAGAUGUUGUCACUAUACUGAAACAAAGACUUGUCCAGUUAUUAGGAGAGAAAACAGGCACCAAGUUGUUUGAAUAUGCCAGAGGAAUGGAUGAAACAAGUAUCGAAAUUGAUACCAAUAACCCUGAAGCGGUGUUAGGUAGAAAAUCUGUUUCGGUAGAUGUUAAUUUUGGUAUCAGAUUUGACACUGUUGAAGAAUUGGAUGAUUUUUUGAUGAGGCUUUCUCGAGAAUUAUAUCAGAGACUUGUAUCUCUCGGUAUAUGUGGAUCUAGUUUAACUCUUAAACUUGCCAAAAGAGCUGAGGGUGCAAGUAUAAACCCACCUAAAUUUUUGGGAAUGGGGCGUUGUGAUUUUGUCAAUAAAUCUUCCAAAUUAGGUGUACCAACCAAUGAUUGGGGUAUCAUAGGCAACGAAGUGAAAGUACUUUACAGGAUGGUGAACAUUCCUGUUAAGGAGUUGCGUGGUAUUUCAAUUACUAUUUCAAAACUAGUGGACGCUGAAGGUGUCAAAUCUAAUAAACAGAUGAGAUUGCCCUUUAAAAAGGCAGAGAGCAAUGCAUUGAGUGUGAGGGAUUUAAAGCAAUUGCAAAAGAUGUCUGAUUCGAAAGAUAAUAAAUCUCAGAAAUUGAUAUUCAGCAAGCAACUGCCAGAAAAAAGACAUGUUAAUAAAGUUUUAAUUCUGCACGAAUUUGCUGAUUUCAAAAGCUUGGAUUGGGAGGUUUUCCAUGUACUACCUGAUGAAAUCAAACUGGAACUAAAAGUAGAAUUAAGACGGCGUGGCAUGCUAUCAGAGAAAUCAACUCCAACAAAAGGGAAAACUUACUUGCAGCAGUUGUUACCCACUCAAGCAGGAAAUGCCCCUAAAUAUAUAAGAGUGACUGAAUCGCCUCAAAGAAGGAAGUCUCCUAGAAAGAGUAGACUGGAAACACUGCUGCCAAUUAAAGUUACAAAACAGGAACCUGUAUAUGAAGAGUCUCAGUCAUAUGAUACCUCAGUAUUAAAUGAGUUACCGUCUUCGAUUAAGGAAUCUGUCAUAAGGGAUGUGGAGUAUAAAGAAAAGAUUAAAAAGUUUGACUUGGUUUCAAUGCGAGAUAAAUUGGCUCAAAAAUUAGAGAACAAAAAAGUGCCAGUAAACGAGGUUACGUCAGACUGGCUCAAAAGCCAAGAAAAACUUAAUAAAACACCUUUAUUCUUGAAUGAGCAAUUGAAGGAUAAUGAGUUAUCUGUAAAGUUGGAUGAUUGGGUGAAAUCGUCCCUACUUCAAGGAGGACCACACGAGGAAGACAUGGAUUAUUUUGCUUUGUUUGUACAGACAAUGUUGCAACGAGAUCAGUUUAAUAGAGUUUUGUUGUUAUUGAGAAGACUUAAGGAAAGAUUAAAGUACCAUAAAACCUUAAUAAACUGUCAAGUUUUCAAUGAAGAAGAAUAUUUGGUGUAUGAAGAAUCGUUUGAAGAUUGGUAUAAACAAUUAGAUAACAAAGUACAGCCACUAGUUGAUUGUUAUUCAAAGGAGAAAAAGAUUCAAGUGGGCUAUAUAGGAGUUGUUUAG